Brassica oleracea var. oleracea is the source of this 760-nucleotide messenger RNA. Its product is annotated as upstream activation factor subunit UAF30-like. Gene Ontology annotation, cellular component: nucleus. The coding region runs from base 66 to 485 and encodes 139 amino acids. The transcript has 2 exons. The record is from RefSeq and is a predicted model, not a curated record. NCBI's taxonomy places the organism in Eukaryota, Viridiplantae, Streptophyta, Magnoliopsida, Brassicales, Brassicaceae.
GAUAACGCAAAAACCUCUCUCGUCUUCCAACUCCACCACACACACACACAACACCCAAGACGACAAUGGCUCUUUCUUCUGCUACCUUCUCUACCUCUCUCCGCGUCGAUACGGCGCCGUUCCGAAGCUCGCCGUCUCUCCGUAUUUCUCCUCAUCCGGCUAACCUGCGUAUGGUGCGAGCCGUGACCUCCGCGACAGCGGCGGCGUCCUCGGAGCCGUCUUCAACCACCAAGACGAGGGAGCCACGUGGCAUCAUGAAGCCUCGCCCGGUGACCCCCGAGAUGCAGGACGUUGUAGGCGAGUCGGUGAUACCUCGCACACAGGCCCUCAAGCGUAUUUGGGCUUACAUCAAGGAACACGACCUUCAAGAUCCACAAAACAAGAAGGUUAUAAUCUGCGACGAGAAGCUGAAGAAGAUAUUUGAUGGCAAAGACCGUGUCGGCUUCUUGGAGAUUGCAAAGCUCAUCGGCCCUCACUUUCUCUGAAUGAAAUGAAAUGAAAUUUGGCUGGAAAAAAAAAGACAAUCAAUCAUUUGCGUAUCUUUUGGUGAGCUAUCAAGGCAGAUUACAUAUUAGUAAAAUGUUAGGGGUUUUAAGAAGUUUUAUUCAACCAAGUUUAGUAGUUAAACCUUUGGAGGAUAUCUAUAGUCGGUUAUGUGUCUCCUUGCUUCCCAUUUGCGGUUACAAAUAUGCUUCAUCUUUUUUUUUUAGGACAUGAACAACUCUUUUAUGAAUCUGUCAGUUGUGUUCUUUACAUCGUU